Messenger RNA from Desarmillaria tabescens, 2073 nucleotides. RefSeq lists its product as uncharacterized. Bases 160 to 1971 code for a protein of 603 amino acids. Lineage: Eukaryota; Fungi; Basidiomycota; Agaricomycetes; Agaricales; Physalacriaceae. The record is from RefSeq and is a predicted model, not a curated record. The transcript is spliced from 4 exons.
CAAAUUGGGCUCGCAGCGACGUGUCGUCGCGUCGAUAUGUCCGUGAUCGUGAAUUUACAAAUUCCUCAGCUCUCACUACGGGGCACGUGUCAGACUUUGACAACGCGCCGCUACCAACCACUGUCAUCAGAAAAGUGCGGCAAAUAGCUCCCCAAUUCCAUGAAUCGUCGAGCGCGAAGGACCCGUCUGCCAGCUAGAAAUUCGCCGAACCGUUAUCCUUUUCCGAUUGGCGACGCUCAAGAUCUUCUAGAUGAGGCCGUCAGAAAUCCAAUCAAUGCUCAUCGAAUGUUAUCUCUGGUCGAUCUCCAGUUCGGUAAAACCCCGGUUCCCGAUGGCUUUGACCCCUGGACCCAUACCCCGGCUGUCCACGUCAUCGACGCUUGCAUGCGCGGUAUUGCUAGAAUUAUCUCAGAAAGUCCAUCUUUUCGGACCGAUCAGCAACUUCGUAAGAGAGUCACGACAUUUUGGCCGCGACUUAUCCCAUGGAGCAUGUACUUCCUUGACAGUAUCAUACUGGAGCACGCCGAUAUCAUGGUAUCAAAUCAUGAACUCUCAAAGUACAUCGACAGCGCUGCAUGCAACUGCGUGCGAUUUCUCCUCCGGGCUCUCGAGCUCGACGAGAUAAAGAAGUCACUCGCCCAAGUGGCCCCACACUUGUUGUCCAGUUUAACGAAGGCGUGGAUCGUGACGGUCGAGAAUGGUAUCCAGGUCGCCAGCCUUCUCACUCAGGCGGCCAAAAAAUGGAUGGAUUCUGAAGACCAUGACACGUUCGGAGAUGUAACUCACACGUUCAUCGCUUUCCCAAAGUCCCGUCUAAUGGGUUGUCUGACCCGCAUCAUAUCUUGUGUUCAGGACCGUCAAACGCCUGUACCUUGGAUGUUGUUGACAUACAAUCUCAUGUUUAUCCAAUUCAUUGGCGAGGGUCGUGAUCUUCGCCUCGAAUAUCUAUUGAUGAAGUCCAUACCUUGGGUCUGCAGACUCAUCACGUAUUCCCGCCACCAUCUUGACAAACACCCCGAAGAAAUGCAUUUCGCAACUAAGCCUCUAAUCCUUUCCUUCGGCUAUUUAGCUGGGGUGCUGGUCGAUGGGCCGGAGUGGAUCACUCAAGCCCUGGAUAACCGGCUCUUAGUGUCGCUUGCAUGGUUCACUGGCAGAAGCCAUACGUUCCACUAUCCCCGAGAACUCGACCAGGCCAUCUGCUCACUCCUACACCUUUUCACCGUUAACACGGUUUGGCGGUCUGUGCUACGACCCAUGUUUCGGUCGAUGAGACACGCGGAUUUAUCCUUCUUGGAACACCGAAGCGAAGUAUCGAACGAGAUUCUUGAGCAGUGGGAUAACUUGGAAGAGGCGUUUGAGGAAAGAUGGAAGGAACGGUGUUCGUACAAAGAUGAAGUGGGCGACUAUUGCAUGAAUACGCUCCACUGCCCUGGCAUCGAAAUUGACUUGUUCAGAUGUCCUGCCUGCAGUGGUAAUUUUUGUUCGAGGUCUUGUCAGAAAGACCCGAAAGAUACCACCCACCAGACAAUCUGCAAGACCCAAAGAAAUCGCAAAAAGAGAGGUUAUCCCGAGAUUGCCGUUGCAAGAGACUGCGAAUUUCUCUGCUGGGUGGUUCAACAGUACCUGUUCGACGAGGAAAAGUACAUUGACGACAUUUUGGAAGAAUAUCUCGAAGAGCAUAAGGAUGAGUCUGUUGGGGUCGUGUCCGUGGAUUUUACGCGUUUUCCCCCCGAGGUCACCGUCGGCUCGUUCGAUGAUUACAAAUCCCGAGCAGGCGAUAGAGAAGAGGAAUGGAGGGCCGAGCUAGAGAAGGCGAAGCAAAGGAUCCCUGUUAGAACUGGCACUGAGGGCGGUAAACUCGUCCUGACGUCCAUCCUUCACGGUAAAGAGCCCUUAUACCACUUUCAAUGGCUAGAGGAUUUCUCCGACCUAGAAAUCGACGUAUUUACCAUUUUUACCUUGCUUUCAUAGACAUGGUGUGCAUAUAGAUUGACUGUCCCACUUUGGGGUACUAUCCAUUUGCGAAGUUUCAAAUUCUCGGGUUCACGUCCAGUAUCAAGACAUACUAAAAAG